Messenger RNA from Quercus robur (English oak), 933 nucleotides. RefSeq lists its product as uncharacterized. Gene Ontology annotation, molecular function: nucleic acid binding. The record is from RefSeq and is a predicted model, not a curated record. The transcript has 4 exons. NCBI's taxonomy places the organism in Eukaryota, Viridiplantae, Streptophyta, Magnoliopsida, Fagales, Fagaceae. Bases 1 to 933 code for a protein of 310 amino acids.
AUGUCCGUGCGGGAGGGAGAGACUCUGAAGGCCUACUUAGAUAGAUACUGGGAGAUGUUUAACGAAAUAGAAGGAGAGUACGAUGAUGUGGCCAUUAGCACUUUUAAGGCUGGCCUUCCAACCGAGCAUGAUUUGAGGAAAUCUCUAACUGGUAAACCUGUUACUAGUGUACGUCAACUGAUGGAUCGGAUUGACAAGUACAUGCCUCAUACCUCUGUAAAAGGCCAAGUCCUUGCCGAUCUUAUAGCCGAGUUUGCUGAAUUUCCUGAAGAAAUAAAUGCGAAGCAGCAUGCCAAUCCGCAAGGAAAUGGGCAAGCUGAAGUUAUCAACAAGGUUAUGGUGAAUGGACUUAAGAAGAAGUUGAACGAUGCAAAGGGAAAAUGGGUGGAGGAAUUACCACAUGUCCUUUGGAUGUAUCGAACAACGCCUCGACGGUCAAUAGAAGAGGCCCCUUUCUCAAUGACAUAUGGAGCCGAGACUGUAAUCCCUUUGGAAACAGGUUUCCCGACGUUGAGAACAAAUGCAUUUACCCCGGAUGGUAAUGAUGGGUUGCUAGGAAAAAGUCUGGACUUAAUUGAAAAGCGAAGGGAGAAUGCAAUGGUCCAAUUGGACUACUACCAGCAUAAGCUCAAGCAAGGUUACGAUACCAAUGUAAAGCUGAGGCCGUUGGACAUAAGAGAUCCGGUAUUGAGGAAAGUUUUGGGAACCACCAAGAAUCUAGCCUGGGGAAAAUUCGGGCCUAAUUGGGAAGGACCGUAUCGAAUAACUUCAAUGGCAGGAAUAGGUGCAUACUAUCUGGAGGAUCUAGAUGAAAAAACUAAUUGGAAACUUAAAAUAUGUAAAACUGUAUUCUUCCCUCGUAUCAGCAACUUCGCUCUUCUAUGGCAUAUGGUUAUGUAUGAACAAAGAACAGUCAAAAUGAAAAUUGCAUAA